UAGAGAUAUAAAUAAUGGUAUUUAUGAAAAUUUUGCCCUAAUAAGAAGGGAGAAGCUUAGGGUGUAAAACGCCAAAUACCGAGCAAAACUGCACCUUCCCUAUCUGAACACUGCUAAGUUAUCAAUUUGCAUCUAUUGAGAUUACUGUCUGGCUGCAAGAAAUACUGUUGUUUGAUUGAGAUAAUGGAGCGUAGUGAAGAUAUGAACCUCGAUACAGACAUCUGGAGCCUGAAUGAUCAAGACAGCAAUGCGAUUAUAUUACCAGACAAGAAAAAGAAGAAGAAGAAAGGAAAGGAACAGGUGUCCAAAAAGCUUAAACCGAAGAAUAAUAUUAAGUUAAGCCAAUCACAGAAAAAAAAGUUGAAGAAAAUCGAGGAAGACAAGGAGAAGGCAAUCCUUUUAGCAGAAAGCAUUAAGACCUUGAAGAAGCACCAGAUCCAAGAUGAUCUUUAUUCACUUAUGUGGUCUUCAAGGAACUUAGGUCAGGGUGAAACUAGCCGAGAAAAGCGUAGAAGAGAAGUGCAGUAUUCUAGGGCAGGGUUAGAUGUGCCACAUAGAGAUCGGCCAGUCAAGAAGAGGACUAUUGACGACCUAUCUAGUGAUGUCUUGCAAGAUUCUGAAGAAAUGCAGUCGAGUCCAAUAGUCAAUGGCAAUCUUUUGCAGUCCUCCAUAGGAGAAGGUGAAGUCCCAAGUGAUACACCAGUCGUACCAGGGUCUUCUGAGGAGUUGGCUUGUCAGAGUGGACUUUUAGUAUGCGGUAGAGAUGCUUCUGUGCGAAAUAAGCAAGAAGAGGAUAGAACUGCAGAAUGUUUAAAGUCAGAUUAUGAUUGUCAUAAAGAAGAAAGGGGGAAACCAACGGAUGGUGCCAAGGCUGUUCAAAAUGCCAGUCUCAGCAAUAGUAGCAACUCAGCUAACUCUCUUCCUCAAAGAGCUUUAACAACUCCAACUGUGGUGCAUGUUUCAAGACCAAAGGAGGUUGAAAAUAACAGGAGCGAUCUGCCGAUAGUCAUGAUGGAGCAGGAGAUAAUGGAAGCUAUAAAUGACAACACUUGUGUAAUAGUUUGUGGUGAGACUGGUUGUGGCAAGACAACCCAAGUUCCACAGUUCCUUUAUGAAGCUGGCUAUGGUACAAAUCAUUCCAAUGGUCGUGGUGGUAUUAUUGGUGUGACUCAACCACGCCGUGUUGCGGUACUUGCAACUGCCAAGCGAGUGGCAUUUGAGCUUGGUCUUCGUCUUGGCAAAGAGGUUGGUUUCCAAGUUAGACAUGACAGGAGGAUAGGAGACAAUUGUUCCAUAAAGUUCAUGACUGAUGGAAUUUUGCUUCGGGAACUGCAGAAUGAUUUUCUUUUAAGGCGUUACUCGAUCUUAAUCUUGGAUGAGGCUCAUGAGAGGAGCUUGAACACCGAUAUACUAAUCGGUAUGCUUUCUCGUAUAGUAAGAGAGCGUCAGAAAGAAUAUGAGGAGCAACAGAAGAAGCUUCUUUCAGGACAAACAAUAAGCCCUGAAGAGAGAGUUUAUCCGCUGAAACUUGUGCUGAUGAGUGCUACACUUCGAGUUGAGGACUUUAUAUCUGGCAGAAAAAUUUUCUGUGAUCCUCCCCCUGUAAUGGAAGUCCCCACUCGCCAAUACCCAGUGACUGUUCAUUUCUCCAAGAGAACUGAGAUGGUGGACUAUGUUGGCCAGGCAUAUAAAAAGAUAUUGUCAAUUCACAAGAGAUUGCCACCUGGUGGUAUACUUGUGUUUGUGACAGGGCAAAGGGAAGUUGAAUACUUGUGUCAAAAGCUGCGCAAAGCUUCUAAGGAGAUAGUUGAGAGAGCUUCCAAAGAGAAUAAUGAGCUAUCUUUGGUAUCUGAAGGGAAUGCCAUCACGGAGAAGGUUGACAAGGAGAUAAGUGAGGCAUUUGAUGUUGAAAGGAGUUCUGUAAAUGAGAUAACUGAACGCUUUAAUACCUAUGAUGAGGAUCAUGGUGAAUCUUAUGAAGAUGACUCAGAAGUUUCCUAUGAUUCAGCAGAUGACAGUGAUUUGGAUGUUUAUAGUGAUGAUGCAGGGCUGCUAAACCCGAAGUCUCCAAGCUCUGAUGGUAAGUUAGAUGUCUUAGGUGAGGAGGGAAGCCUUGCAUCACUGAAGGCUGCUUUUGAAGCUUUGGCCGGUAAAAGGACAUCAGAACCUGAUUCCUGCGGAAAGGAACUUGUUCCUAUCACUGAAGAAGGGGCGGCCUCAAAUGAAUCUGAACCUCUGUUAAGCAAGGUUAGGAUUGGGGCUAAUGGGACUUGUGCUGGUCCGAUGUGUGUUUUACCUCUUUAUGCUAUGCUUCCGGCAUCCGCACAGCUUCGUGUGUUUGACGAGGUCAAGGAAGGAGAACGCCUAAUUGUUGUUGCCACUAAUGUGGCUGAAACCUCAUUGACCAUUCCUGGUAUAAAAUAUGUGGUUGACACAGGCAGAGAAAAGGUCAAAAAGUACAACUCUUCUAACGGUAUGGAAGCAUAUGAAAUACAAUUUAUAAGUAAGGCUUCAGCUGCUCAGCGUGCAGGAAGGGCAGGAAGAACAGGUCCUGGGCACUGUUAUCGGCUUUAUUCUUCUGCAGUCUUCAAUGACAUGUUCUUUGACUUCUCAAAUGCAGAAAUAUUGAAAGUACCAGUUGAUGGCGUUGUCCUACUUCUGAAGUCCAUGCAUAUUGAUAAGGUUGCUAACUUCCCUUUCCCGACUCCUCCUGAGCCAACAGCCUUAGUUGAAGCAGAGCGUUGCUUAAAGGUUCUAGAAGCACUCGAUAGCAAUGGCAGGCUGACACCUCUAGGGAAGGCCAUGGCCCAAUAUCCAAUGAGUCCUCGCCACUCCCGUAUGCUCCUUACAGUAAUCCAAAUUAUGCAAAAGGUGAAAGAUUAUUCCCGCGCAAACACAGUCUUGGCUUAUGCAGUUGCAGCAGCUGCAGCUUUGAGUUUGUCAAAUCCUUUCCUUAUGGAGCUUGAAGGAAAGUAUAAAGAUCUAGAUGAUCUGAAACAAGAUGAGAAACCAGGUUCAGCAGAAAGUGAGAGAGACUUGGGGAAAGAGGAAAGAAAGAGGAUAAAAAAGCUGAAAGAAAUUGCUAGAGUGUCUCGUGCAAAAUUUUCAAACCCCACCAGUGAUGUUUUGACCGUGGCAUAUGCUCUACAAUGUUUUGAACUCUCUGGUAAACCACUGGAAUUCUGCAAAGACCACACGUUACAUCUUAAAACAAUGGAGGAAAUGUCCAAGUUGAGGAAGCAGCUUAUUAAUCUCGUUUUUAACUCCAAAUUAUGUGAUUCACAGCAAAAUUUCUCAUGGCCUCAUGGUACUUUGGAAGAUGUAGAAUGUGUUUGGAGGAUUCCUUCAAACAAAUGUCCUCUUCAACUGAAUGAGGAGGAGAUUUUGGGCCAAGCUAUUUGUGCUGGCUGGGCUGACAGGGUUGCUAAACGCAUUAAGGAUGUUUCAUCCUUAUCGGAAUCUGACCGAAAAACUCAUGCAGUUCGAUAUCAGGCCUGCUUGGUGAAAGAAAUCGUAUUCCUACAUCGAAGGUCAUCUAUUUCUAGAUCUGCUCCACAAUAUUUAGUCUACACUGAACUACUGCAUACAAAAAGGCCAUAUAUCCAAGGAGCGACUAGCGUGAAAGAGAAUUGGCUCAUUAAGUAUGCUCCGUCCCUGUGCAGUUUUUCUGCUCCUCUCUCAGAUCCAAAGCCUUAUUAUGACCCACUGAAUGACCAGGUCCUCUGUUGGGUGAGUCCAACUUUUGGUCCUCAUCUAUGGAAGCUUCCUCUGCAUUGUUUGCCAAUCGAAGAUGAUAUCAGCCAGGUGGCAGUAUUUACUAGUUCCUUGCUUGAAGGCAAAGUUCUGCCUUGCCUAAAAUCUGUACAGAAAUUCUUGGCAGCCUCACCAGCUAUCAUUUUGAAGCCUGAGGCAUCAGGCCUUAAGCGGGUUGGCAGUCUUUUAAACAAGAUGAGGAUCAAGAAGAGAAGGAUCGAUAGUUGUGCCAAGCUAAGGAAGUUGUGGGAUGAUAACCCUCGAGAUUUGUUUUCAGAAAUUUUGAAUUGGUUUCAGGAAGGAUUUCAUGACCAUUUUGAAGACCUUUGGGCACAGAUGCAACUUGAAGUACUUUUAGACCCAAAAGAACGUUUUUCCAAGAAGGUCAAGAGAGAGAAAAGGAAACCAUGAACUUCCGAUGAUUAGUGAAAUAUUAAAUGCCUUGCAGAAUAUAUGUCUGCUUAUUUUGGUGAUGUGUACUCCAUUGGCGUGUUGGCACAGGCAUAAUAUCUCUGCCAGUGUGAGGUAGAAUUGUCUGCAUUUCUGGAUUUCUAGUAGACUGUUACUGCUUAGAACUUGGAAGCAAUGGUGCUUGCAGUCCAUGUUACGUAACUCAUCAUCAAGUCAAUGGGAUAGAGAUGUGUGGCUCCUAAAAUAACAAGCUUUGAUGCCCAGAAUGAGUUAGAAGAUGAUAUCAAACUCAGAACCAAGGAACUUGAUUUUCGAUUUGGAUGCAAUGACCUAGUUUAGAAAGAAUAGAAGGAUCCAACCAUGACUAAAGCUACAAUGACACUCAUCUUCUAACAUGGAAGAAAACGUGUUCGCUGCAGGUUUGGUUUCAGCUUAUACAAGAAUUCAGAGCUCAUAUGCUUUGCCUUUAGAUUCAACAGUUACUACAGGACAUAUGCAAACUAUUAUACUUGCAAAGAUCCUUAUCAGGCUUCACUCUAUCUAGUUGGUUAGAGAAUUAAAGUUCUUGGGACUGCAUUUAUCUAGAUGGUUGGAGAAUUUAAUGAAAAACUUGUAACGUAUUCUGGCCAAAAAAUAGAACUGUAGAAAUCUAGCUCGUGUUGAUGAUGAUCUUCUCACUAAUCCGAACUACUAAGCAUUUAGAAGAAUUUUAUUUUAUUAUUAUUAUUAUUUCUUUGCAAAUUA
Molecule: messenger RNA, 4908 nt
Organism: Lycium barbarum (goji berry)
Lineage: Eukaryota; Viridiplantae; Streptophyta; Magnoliopsida; Solanales; Solanaceae
Product: ATP-dependent RNA helicase DEAH13-like
Exons: 14
Coding region: 184-4164 (1326 amino acids)
Biological process (GO): maturation of SSU-rRNA from tricistronic rRNA transcript (SSU-rRNA, 5.8S rRNA, LSU-rRNA)
Cellular component (GO): nucleolus; intracellular anatomical structure
Molecular function (GO): ATP hydrolysis activity; RNA binding; ATP binding
Source: RefSeq, a predicted model, not a curated record